AUGCCUACGAGAAGAUCCAAACAACAACAACAACCACAAAAUCAUCACAAACAACAACAACAACCGGAAGAAGAAAUUAUUCUUGAUCCUCAUUCAUCAUCAUCACCAUCAUCGGAGGGGGUGGAACAAGAAGAAGGUGAUAGCCACAGAAAUCACAUAAUUCAGAACAAUGAAUCUUCAGCAAUAACAUCCGAGGAAAAGUCAGCGGUUGAUGAGGAUGAAUAUCAAGUGGAAAAUGAUGAAAACAAGAAUGAGAAUAUGGGUAAAAAAGAUAGCGAUCAACACCAACAACAACAAACGGAAAAUAAUACUGUAAAUAGCAAUGAAAGUAAUAUUAACAUAAUUUUACAUCAACAGGAAAGAACCCCAACACAAAAUUUGGAAUACUCUGAAAAUUAUAAUACUCUUUUAGAGGAUUCAACAACGACACAGAACAAUGGUCACUCCAAAGAAUUGACAACAGAAUGUGUUGCGCAUACACAUAUGCAACAGUCAAACGACAACAAUCACAGCGGCAAUGAAAAAUUCAAUUCUACCAGAAAGAUCACUCCUGAAUACGAAGAACUAGACAUUCAAGAAGAAGAAGAUCAUUCUUCGAAAAGAAAAAUAUCUAUUACGAUUAAUAAUACCAAAAGUGGGCUUAAUGAUGACAAUGCCACUACAGUAGUUACAUUACAACAAGUAGAUUUAUCCCAAAACGAUGAUGCUAAUAACUCGUCUGGUAUUGUUAGAACAGAAGCAGCUACAAGUACAACCACCAUCGAAAUUAAUGAGCCUCUCGAAAAAGAAUCCUUUUUAAAAUCUCUUUGGACCUCAAAACAAAAAUGGCAACAUUUCGUUGAGAAGAUUAUCAUUAACCACAAGUCAAAAAUUGAAUUUUUAAAAGCUCUUGGAAAUUUAAUGUAUCUCGGUAGUAGAUCAAGGACAGAUGUGGAUCUCACUGAGCCUGCCUCAGAAGAAGCUGAAAAAGAAAAUCACUUACUCGACAUUUUAGAAACUGAAAAAAUUUCAACCGUCAUUACAACAAUAGGAUGGUAUCAAGAUUAUGUGGCAGAUAAGCACAAAUUACAACACAAGAAUAUUCAAUCGGAUGAACGAUUCAUGUACUAUCACAAAGUUGGACAGUUUUUAAGACUCAUUGAAUGUUUUAUUUUACUUGUUGAAAUUAUUUUCAAAACCGAAUACAAAUCGAAAAAAACAGGAAGACGCAACUACUGGAAUGUCAUUAUUAUUACUGAGAUUAUAAGAGCGGUUCUCAAACUAGUAGCCAUUUUCAAAUCCAAAACCAAUGUACCCAUGUUCCUAAAUUAUACUGUCCUUCCACCAGAUGAAGAAACUAUGAAUAUUCCUAUGGCCAACUUAUUACCAGUUGCUCCGAAAAUUCAUCCUUUCGAAAAAGAGAAACAAGCUCUCGAAGAGUACAAAGAAAAGCAACGAACUCAAGCAAAGCCAAGAAUUGGUUCACGAAGCGGACGAAAAAUACCAUCCUCUGAUGAAAUGUUUGCCGUAUUGAGCAAUAGUAAAACGUCAAGCCAUUCAGUACCAACCACAACAGAAUUGGGAAAGCAAUUGGGACAUGCCUCUCAACAUGUGUAUAUACUUUUGGCUGGAUAUGACAGGGCCAUGGAUGGUACGAGAGGGAAAAUGUUAUUAUAUCUAUCAGAAGUCAUCUAUGCUUGCAAGCCAGUAGUGUACAGUUUUCUUCUUGCCAAGUACGGUUUCCGAUCUUGGACACCAUUUGUUGUGUCACUUCUUAUGGAAUUAUUUUCACUCUAUGUGAGCAAAAAAGCAGUGAGUAUCAUUGAAGGUGAACAAAGAGAAAGGGUCACAACGGAACGGCCUGCCACUUCUGGUAUGGUUAUCGAGUCAGAGUACAAUAGAAGAGUUUCCAGCUUAUUUAAUUACUUGUAUCGAGGUCCUUUGUUUGAAUUAAUUAUGAACAGAGUUUUCAAACUUAUUCUAUUACCAAUUCUGAAACGAAUUCCGUUGCUUGGAGGAUCAUUAGUUGGAUACAUUGAGUAUAUUAUCAUGGUUCAACAGUUUUACUUCUUCUGCAAUCCAUCAGUGUAA
This is a messenger RNA of Naegleria fowleri, 2070 nucleotides long. Its product is annotated as Peroxin 16 (Pex16), putative. The record is from RefSeq and is a predicted model, not a curated record. The transcript is spliced from 4 exons. Gene Ontology annotation, biological process: peroxisome organization. NCBI's taxonomy places the organism in Eukaryota, Heterolobosea, Eutetramitea, Acrasida, Naegleriidae. The coding region runs from base 1 to 2070 and encodes 689 amino acids. Gene Ontology annotation, cellular component: peroxisomal membrane.